Molecule: messenger RNA, 1216 nt
Organism: Zingiber officinale
Lineage: Eukaryota; Viridiplantae; Streptophyta; Magnoliopsida; Zingiberales; Zingiberaceae
Exons: 5
Coding region: 281-856 (191 amino acids)
Source: RefSeq, a predicted model, not a curated record
CGCUAAGAUCUGUGCUGGAUAUACGAUACCCCUCCGGCGGUCCUGUCCGAUUCGUGUCUUUCUACGGAUUUCGAUAUGUGAAGGGCCGUCUGCUUAUCAGGAUAAAUCGGGUGCGGAAAGACUUCCUUUGGAGUUCCUGGUUUCCGAUUUGAGUUGCAUUUGGAUCUGCCGAAGUCAAAUCGACUUGUUUGUCGAAUGCGCAAGUGGUUACUUUUGGCGUAGAAGACUCGAUCUUUUUCAGAAGGUGCGCAGUUUCGACGAUAAAAUUCGACCUUUGGGGAUGGAAACUGUAUUUGUGGUCGGACCGCAUCGGAGUAAAUAUUACAGCAGAGGCAAAUCACAGCCUUCGAGAGACUUUGGAGGGUUUAGCUGCCGCACAUUUGAGUCUGCUGCUAGAGUUAUGCCCUCAUCCUGCUCUCGAUUGAGCUAUUGCUAUGACCACGUUGAGCCAAAAUCUCCCAGCUAUUACACGGACCAACAGCAAAAACAAAGAAGGAAGAGGAAAACCAUUUCACUGAACACCCCGCCUUCUCCAAAAGGAGACGCCUUUAGUGAAAAGACAUUUUACUCUGAACGGUGGGCAGGUCCUGCCUACUCAAAUUCACCUCCUCCCAGUUCUUUACCUAUCCCUACAUUUUCCCUUCGCCAAAAGCGUAGUGUUUCUCUGGAACUUCAAAUUCCGAAAUCUGAUGUUGUGCUUCACUCUCUCUCGAAAUCUGCACCAUCUUCUCCAACUAGAGAGUCCCCUUCAUCUGCCGGUUGUAGUUGUUCCCUGUUCUCUCUAGUUCGUCGCAUUUGGGUGUGCCAUCUUCAGUUCCUACAUCUUAGUAAGCUAUGUUUUCCGGUCACUAGAUGAUUAAGCUGUGGCAGUAUGCUUAUUCCUCAACCAGGCCAAGGGCUGUGCCUGUCGGAGAUCGACACGGAAGCCCAGUAAUUGGUGAUAGUGGAUGAAGAAAUGUUUCUGUUAAUGGUAUUUGCUUUUGAAGUCCAUAGUUUGUUGUGGAUAAUGCUUCUGAGCUUGGCUUAAUUAACUUUCGAAAGCACUUGGAUUUUAAACAAAUGCUUGUAUAUAACUUAGUUAAUAUUGCCAUCUCUUGUAUUUGCAGUUCUCGUAGUGUAUAAUUUGAAUAUUACUAACAGUGCAACGUUGAAUAGCUUGAUCAAGUAAGAUGUAUUGAAUGUAUGAGAUGAAUGAAUCGUUUCAAUCGUUCUGUAA